Homarus americanus (American lobster) is the source of this 3166-nucleotide messenger RNA. RefSeq names its product neurensin-1-like. Gene Ontology annotation, cellular component: neuron projection; neuronal cell body; transport vesicle. The coding region runs from base 164 to 961 and encodes 265 amino acids. Lineage: Eukaryota; Metazoa; Arthropoda; Malacostraca; Decapoda; Nephropidae. The transcript has 5 exons. Gene Ontology annotation, biological process: nervous system development. The record is from RefSeq and is a predicted model, not a curated record.
CGUGUAGGUGGGCUGGAGACUGGAGCCUGGAAAGGCUGGAGUGCGGGUGCUCAGUAGCUCGCUAGACCUGGCCAGGUGAGGUGUGUACCGCUGAUCCCGGAGCUGGCAAGGCUGGCAGGGCAGCUGGUCGGCGCCGUGAGGCUGGCCUGGGCCCGCUGCCGCCAUGGACGAAAGUGAGACUGAGGCAGCAGAGACGGAACCUCUUGUGCGUCACGGGAGCAGCAGUGAUGUGGCAGCCAGGCGAGGCGUCGUGAGUACGAAUCGUUCACCAGGUCGUCCACACAUCAGGCCUCGUCUCUCACUUGUCCCCGAGACUAAUGAGAAGAGCACCGAAGAUGACCAGGACUCAGGCCAGCACCCGCCUGUAGGAGGGACUGAUAACAACAAGUCCCCCACGCCCCUCUGUCCCAUCUUCGGUGUAAAGAAUUACCUCCAUCAGUUCUAUGAGAAACAGGACAUCAGUAACCCGGCGCUGUACGAGGACCUCCUACCGGGUGAACAAGUGUUCCUGGUGAAGCAAGGUGACGGUGGGUGUUCCUCGUCAGUGUUCCGCCUCUCCCUGGCGCUGGGUGGCCUCCUGUUGCUCUUCGGCGUCGUCGCCUUCGUCGUCGCUGCCUGUGCCGCCCGCAGGAUCGUCGUCGUCGGCCAGGACGGGGAGGUCUCGGUGGUGGACCGGGUGGCGUCAGUACACAACGCUCAGGUGGACGCCCUACUGCUGGUGGGUCUCGUCGCCGUCACUCUGGGCUCCACUGUUGUCGCCGCCGCUCUCAUAUCCCGCACCUUCUGCUCCCGGCCUGACGAACCUCCUUAUCCAUUCCGGAUGAGUCAGUAUGUGCUGGAGCCGCCGCCACUAUCACCAACGGAUAACAAAGUGCCAGUAACCGAGAGACUAACACAGGUACAGCCAACCUGGGGCCUCCCGACCUACACCAGCGUCACUAACGUUAUGCCUCUUCCCUGACUCCUACAGCUGCCGCUCUCAAAACAAGGGGCGAGAGAGCGAUUUGUUUCCGCUGAGAGAUGAGAACCAAAAAUAUAGAUCUUUCUCAUUACGUCCAAGGGGCUAGAGGUCAUAUUUCUGCUGAGAGAUGAGAACAAAAGUAUAGAUGUUUCUCACCACGUCCAAGAGGCUAAAAUGAUUUGUUUCCGCUGAGACAUGAGAACAAAAGCAUAGAUCUUUCUCACCACGUCCAAGGGGCUAGAGGGGGGCUUAUUUCCGCUGAGAGAUGAGAACCAAAAUACAGAUGUUUCUCACCACGUCCACAAAACCAAAAUAUAUCAAGUUAACUUACUAUCUAACAUUAAAUCCUUCAGUAAAAAGACCUAGAUGCAAAUUAACACGAAAAGCUGAAUAGAAAAAAUAAGGAAUAUUAACCUCUCACAGUAAAUAUAAUAACAGGAAAUAUUUAACAACGAUGCAUGUUUUUUGUCUUUAUACUGGAAUUAAUGAUGAGUUUGGGUGAGCCUUUCCGGUCAGUGAGUGAGUCCGUCAGCCGGGUCAUUGAGUCCGUCAGCCGGGUCAUUGAGUCAGUCAGCCGGGUCAUUGAGUCCGUCAGCCGGGUCAUUGAGUCCGUCAGCCGGGUCAUUGAGUCAGUCAGCCUGGCAAGUUUACGUGACACUCCGGUUUAUGACGUAACGACACUCGCUCUUCCGACAGGAGUACUGUACUGUACCCAGAACAGUAUUGUAUACCAGUAUUUGUUAAACAAAAGAUUAAUUAAUAAGUGUUUAGAUAAGUAUAUUUUGCUUAUUUUGGGACUUAUAACAUCAAAUUGUGCUAAUGAAGUAAUAAAAAUAAUUCUAAACAUCUGAAUGAAGAAUAACCGCCACUUAAGAAUUUAACAUUUUCAGUAAUCUCCUUCAUUAUGAGGUAAAAUAAUGGCAUAUAUUUCAUCUAUAUUGACCUUGGCCAGUCCACUGGUUAUUUCAAGUUCUCAUAACUUAACCUAACCUCACCAAGAUAUGAUAAUUAAUACAAAAAAUACCAUAAGAAAUUCUACCUUGGAGUCCAUAAACUGAGAGACGCAGUGUAGUUGUGUGGAUGGUGUCGCUGACCAGACGAGCUGCUAUACUCUAUAAACACCCUCAUAUGAUAUACCGUUUAUAUAUCACAUCCAUCAUCUAAAGUAAUAACAUCUUACUACUGUACGCUGCCGCCUUGUUGUGGACCAGGAAAAUUAUAAACAGUAUUUACAAAGCGCAUUUAUCAUCAACGGAAUUUGUAUGUUAAAGUACUUGUUAUGGUUUCAAUGUACUAGAUCUAUGUUCCUUAACGAACAACUUAAGUGUUAUAUACUUGCCCAAGUGUCUAUCAAGUGUCUCAAGCGUGGAGGACACAUUGUCGUGUUGGUUGUGUAUACAAGGAAGCAGUUUGAGAGUCAAACCAAGAUGAUGUAAUAUUCCAAAACACAUUAUUAUUAUUAUGAAAACAAAAAAAUAUCUAAAUUCAAAUUACUAAAAUUCGAUUAUCGUACUGAUUUUUUCUUCACUUUUUCUCUCCAUUGGUUUGACGUUAAAACUUGACCCCAAAUUAGCUGCUACUGUACUGUACACCAUGAGCUUCAUUACUGUAGUUGGUUAUGUCCGCUGCCUCCCGCCAGAGUGUUUGGCUCAGCUGGCCGGAAGUGAGAGGUGACAUAGCCUCUGUGUUCGUGCUCUUGUUGUUAAUUAUAAUGAUAUACAUUGGCUUAUGACCAUACUACUCUGGAAACAUUGUAGUAAAAAACGAUCAUAAUAUAAUGUAUGACGUCACUGUAUGUGUGUCUCAUCUUACAAGUGUGUAUAAUGACGUGGGGGCCUUCACAAGUAUUUUAACUAUAAUCAUUAAUUUUUUUUGUCGCGUGAAUAUUACAAUGGCGUGCCAAUACCUGUUACAAAAAUAAUUUAUUCUAAAAGAAAACUAAAUAAAUUAACAAUUGUUGGUUAGUAUACUGUAUACAGUACAGUACGAUGGUAAAUUAUUAUAUUCUAUUUUAAUCACCUUUAUGUACACGAGUGUUACUGUGCUGAACAUGUUUUUAACUUGUACAAAAACAGAUUUAAAAAAGAAGAUAUUUUGAUGUUGAACUUUAAGUAUAAUAUAAUGAGUAAGUGCGCUCGUGUUCCUUUGUAUAACUUCUGUAUCCGUUGUGAACUUGUAGAUAAUAUAUUUUAGUGGAGUGUUGGC